AUGGAAUAUUACAAGAAUAGAACGAGACCUUCUAAAGCGUUUUCAAGUUUUUCCAUAAACUAUUUCAACCAGAACCUCGUGUCGCGUCCGGGAAAUUCUGAAAAAGUGCAGUGCGGUACAAGAACAGUUGACUUUAAUCCGAGGAGGGUGGGAAAAAUUGUUGGCGGAUCAGAAACACCUUAUGGGGCUUAUCCAUGGCAGGUGGAGAUCCAAAUGAUUGACCCCGACAGGUUGACAUUCGAGCACCACUGUGGUGGCGCCGUUAUCGCAGAGAGAAUAGUACUGUCUGCUGCUCAUUGUUUUGAUAAGCAACCGCUUCAGCUGGAUCAAUUCAGGAUAGUGGUUGGCGAGCACAGACUCAAAGUGCAGGAUAAGCACGAGCAUCGUUUUCUUGUGGAGAAGGUGAUCCUACACCCGGACUUCAGAAAGAAUGGUCCACACAGCAACGAUAUAGCCAUGAUCUUGGUAGCCCGAUCCGGCAACGGCGUGCAGUUCAACUCUCACGUCCGCCCUAUCUGCUUACCUGGUGCCAGUGCGGAGCCGGGCCGGUGGUGCUCUGUCAGCGGCUGGGGGCUUCAGGCAGAGAGUACAGAAACGUUUGCUCCGACUUUAAGAGCAGCCGAAGUACCGCUUAUGGAUUUGGAAACUUGUAGGAAGAACCAAGUGCUUGGUGGACGGCAGCAACCGAUUUUGGACUCUAUGAUAUGUGCAGGGAUUCUGUCAGGAGGAGUAGAUGCAUGUCGUGGAGACUCCGGUGGGCCACUCGCGUGCCAGGCGGAUGGGCGCUGGCAGUUACACGGCGUGGUUUCUUGGGGAUCAGGGUGCGCGAGGCGAGCACGUCCCGGAGUCUACACCCGCGUGGCUUCCUACACCAACUGGAUCAGACAAACAGCUGCUGGAUUAGGGCACAAAAUUGUCAUGUAUGUUUAA
Molecule: messenger RNA, 930 nt
Organism: Parnassius apollo (apollo)
Lineage: Eukaryota; Metazoa; Arthropoda; Insecta; Lepidoptera; Papilionidae
Source: the annotation of a GenBank genome assembly